AACAAAAAGCCAUGAUAGCUUCUCUUCUAAGGUCUGCAGGAUCCUAAGACCAGAAACGCAAGCUGUGGGACAGAAGGUGGCUUGUGGCAACAAAGGCAUAUCAGGACCCACAAGAAGCCACCCAGCUGCUCAGUGCCUCCGGCCAAAGCCUUCCUCUGAAGAAGCCCUGCUUGAGUUGAGGACAGAAGGAGCCAAGAGGGACAUGAUGCUGCUCGUGACCCACGUGCUAGCCUUCGGUGCUUGGCUGGUGGCACACAGCAAGGCUACACCAAGUGCCCCCACAAUCUCCAUCUUCCUGAAGCCACCUGGGGUGAUCCCACCCGGAGGCUCCACCACCAUCUGCUGCAGUUGCCAGGGUGACAAUGGGAACUUCGUGCUGUACAAGAAGGGCCACCAGCUCCGUAGCCUGGAGCUCCGUGGCAGCAGGGCUGAGUUCUCCAUCUCUAAUGCCACGCAUGAGGACACAGGUCCCUACAGCUGCCAUUACAUGGAUGGAGACACUGUGCUGGCUCGCAGUGAAACUGUGGAUGUCAUGGUGGAAGAGUUCCGUCUCCCCAAACCUGUCCUCUCUGUCCUGCCUGGGCAUGAGGUGGUUGCAGGAUCUUACGUGACUUUCCGUUGCACCAUCGCACACUCCAGUGCUGGCUGUUUUCUGUACCUGGAGGGCCAGGUUAAAACCCUCAGCUUACUCUCAAAGGAACAAGAUGAUUUCAACCUCUCCCAUGUGCAUAAAGGCAACGGGGGCCGCUACAGCUGCCAGUGUUUCACCAGGGGUGCUUCAUUCGAAUGGUCUGCUGUCAGCAAGACCCUGGAUUUGGUAGUGAGAGAUUACACCUGGAGCAAUGUGGUGCGCCUGGCCCUGGGGGCUGGGGUCCUGGUCCUGCUGGGGCUGAUCAUGGCUGAGGCUGUGCACAGCCACCAGUGCAGGCUGAGGCCCUGCUAGGACAGGGCACAGCUCCCCUCUGCCUCAGUGGGACAGAUGGCUGUGCUGCCCCAGCUGCUGGAGCUGGAGGGGCCAGCACGCUCCCCACACACAGUGCUCCCCGUGACUGGGACCAGUAAGGGAACACUGGGAUUCCCCUCCAGCACAUCACAGUGGGAUAAAUAAACUGUCCCUCCCCAUC
This is a messenger RNA of Harpia harpyja (harpy eagle), 1124 nucleotides long. Its product is annotated as osteoclast-associated immunoglobulin-like receptor. Lineage: Eukaryota; Metazoa; Chordata; Aves; Accipitriformes; Accipitridae. The record is from RefSeq and is a predicted model, not a curated record. The transcript has 6 exons. Bases 203 to 943 code for a protein of 246 amino acids.